Molecule: messenger RNA, 2526 nt
Organism: Saccharomycodes ludwigii
Lineage: Eukaryota; Fungi; Ascomycota; Saccharomycetes; Saccharomycodales; Saccharomycodaceae
Gene: YCX1
Product: Ycx1p
Exons: 1
Coding region: 1-2526 (841 amino acids)
Biological process (GO): transmembrane transport; monoatomic cation transport; intracellular calcium ion homeostasis
Cellular component (GO): membrane
Molecular function (GO): monoatomic cation transmembrane transporter activity
Source: RefSeq, a predicted model, not a curated record
AUGAACGAUCACCGUUCCGGUAAAUCAAUAGAUUGGAAACAUCCGGUAAUAAUUUCAAGAUUUAUUAUAAUAAUUAUUGUAUAUUCAACUAUAAUAACAACUGUAAUUUUAUUCUCAAAUGUUUCAUUUAUACCAUUGUUAUUAUUAUUGAUCCUAUGCUUCACUGCCUUAGGUAUAAUAACUUCCGAUUAUUUGUUAUUAAACUUGCAAACUAUUUCCCACUCGAUUUUAAAUAUUAAUGAUAAAAUAGCCGGCCUAACAUUGUUGGCCCUAGGUAAUGCUAUGCCAGACAUUGUAUCUACAUAUAAGUCAAUUAAUAACGGAUUUGUUUCUUUGGCCAUAGGCGAAUUGUUGGGUGCCAUAUUUUUCGCCAUUACCAUAUUAUUAGGGCUAAUGGUCACUGUGCAGGGAAUUAAAUUAGACUUUGCUCAUAAUACCACUACCAAUGAUCAAGAAACAGUAACACAUAACAUAGAGCAUCAUAUAGAGCAUACAACAGAUAAUAGCAAUAAAAACAAUAAUCUAAUUUCAUAUUCUAAACCGGACUUUUUGAAGGACCUACUGUUGUUUUCUGGCUUUAUACUAUGUAGUCUCUAUUUUAUGGUUGAUGGACAUUUAAAAUUUGUGGAAUGUCUGAUCAUGUUUUUUUCAUACACUUUAUUUGUUAUUUAUUCUGUAUGGACCUGUGACAAAACAGCAGGAUGUAUUUUGAAUGGUAACGUGAUCAAUAGAGAUGAAAGCAUUAUUCAUGACAUGUUAACGUAUGCAGAAGAGCAGGAAGCAGAUGAACAGCAACAAAACUUGGAUCCUCAAUCACCUCUAUUACCUACAGUAAGACAACCCCAUCAUCUUCUUUCCCCAUUACCCACUGAGAAUACGGCUAACAACACUAGUCAUGACAUUCUCGAAUCCUUUAGGCAACCAAACAGUUAUUCCAGUUUGUUAACAAACUCUCCGAUUCAUAAUUAUUUUUCCCAUAAUAUUAGCAGUGAAGACAUCAAUAAUAAUAAUAAUAUUAAUAACACUAAUCAUGUACAAUCACCAACGAUUUCUGAAGAAAGAAUAUCUUUUGUUAAAAAACAACUUCAACAAAUUAUUCGGGAAAACUAUAAUCCCGGUUAUUUAAGGAUGUCAUAUGCUGACAUAAUGGAAAUUUGGGAGCAUGGUGAUCUUUUUUCUGGCGAUAAUAACAAAAAGGAACCCCUGGUUCCCAUUGAUGAGGAAGCGUCACAUAUUGAUUUUCAUAAAAAUCAAAUGUCUUCAACUUCUGGUGAUAACUUUAUACCUGAGCAACUGUCAUCAAAUGCAAGAAUUGAUACGACCGAUGAUCAUCACGAUGGUGACAUUGAAGAUGCUCUUAUAUUUACGUCCCAAAGAAAUAGAAGUAGUAGCACCGAUGCUGAUGAUGAUGAUAACCAUACGAAAAGCUCUAAACCAGGCUGUAUUGAUAACCUAUUUCAACCUCCUCCUAUGCAGAAUAAAAAAAAAGAUGUACCAGAAAUAAGGAUAUCCACAUUACCAACAAACAAAAUACAAUCAUAUCAACAAGUUCCAAAGGGGAGAUUAGAUGAAGAAGAACGUGAGCAGGAUGGUAAUAUAGGUGACCCCUUGACACCAUGUUUUUCAGCAACAUCAUCAUUACCACAUUCAUUAUUUAAACUAGAUGGUAAGAAAAUAUUUCCAGAUAGCGUUUCUUCAUUUUUACACAUUUUUUUAAAUGUUGAUAGAAAAAUCGACUUGAAAAGUUUUAUUAUUCUCUUGUUCAGUAUGCCUAUUGUCAUAUUGGGUUCAAUAAUUAUUCCAACGUAUGAUCAUGAAAGAAUUUGGAUGAAAAAAAUAUACAUUGCACAAAUUGGGGGAUCUCCGCUACUUUUGGGAUUAUUAUUAUUGGAUUGGCACGAUGAUACUAACGCGAAUUUUGUCUUUUUUGGACUUUUAGCUUUAGGGUGUUUACUUCUAAUCCUGGUUUUAUAUUAUAUUACAGUUAUUAAAUUCCCUCAAAUUUACGAUAAGUGUAUAACUAAUGUUUCCAUUUUAGGGUUUGUUAUCUGCUUAUGUAUAAUAUCCAAUGUUGUUCAGUUAAUUAUUAAAAUUUUCACUAAAUGGUCCACUAAAAUACCCGAAAGUGUAUUGGGUUUAACGCUAUUUGCAUGGGGUAAUUCCACAGGCGAUUUAAUUUCAAAUUUGGCGUUUAUGAAAAUUGGUGUCGUUGAUGUAGCUAUAGGUUCAUGUUUUGGUAGUCCCUUAUUGUAUUUUCUUUUUGGUAUUAGUUUUGAUGGCUUGUUGAUUUUUUGGAAUAAUUAUAGCCAUCCAAGGGGGGAAAAACAAUCCAUUUGGGAUAUGUGUAUUGAUUUUAACGUAGAUUCUAGAUUGCUUUAUACAGUUUAUGGGAUAAUUACAAGCUUUGUUAUACUUUUACUUUUUAUUCCAUUAAACGGUUGGAAGUUAGACUACAAGAUUGGUAUUUUGUUGAUAUCUGUUUACAUAAUCGUAACGCUGAUCAAUAUCUACACAAUAAUUUAUUAA